Melampsora larici-populina 98AG31 is the source of this 1569-nucleotide messenger RNA. RefSeq lists its product as uncharacterized. The record is from RefSeq and is a predicted model, not a curated record. The transcript has 9 exons. NCBI's taxonomy places the organism in Eukaryota, Fungi, Basidiomycota, Pucciniomycetes, Pucciniales, Melampsoraceae. The coding region runs from base 1 to 1569 and encodes 522 amino acids.
AUGGCCUCUAGUCUGGCAGUGGCAGGAUCAGCAACAAAUGAUACCUCGCCAGAAGCGAACCCGUUUAGGACGUUACUCAAGAUUGCUGUGAGUGAUGCUUUGGAGCUGAGAGUUGAUGACAUUGGUUCCGUGUCCUCUCAACUAAAUUCCUGCUGUCCGCAUACAACGCAACAGAAUACGGCUAUCAACCCCCAAUUCCCACCUUGGGCUUUAGCCAUCUUGCUCUUAUUCGCCAUCUUGAGAGGUAUACUGAUACUUAUAUGUAUAACAAUCAUGGUGAUACCGCUAAUAAAGGGUCCCGCGAGCCGAAAAAAACAUCUGUGUCUUUUCCGCCGCAUCUAUGCACAACCGGGUGAGUCAUCCACAGAAAAUAGACCUUUGACUGAGACCGAUUUUGACAUACAUCCUGAUUUAUCUUGGGCAGAGAGCGGCAUUCCCUAUGUGGUCCCCAGUCGGUCAUAUUUCAUUGCCGUAUGUGAGCUCUGCUCAAGCGUGUUAUACUUGUUCGCGGCUUGUGAAAACUACACGACUUACAGACAUUCAGGGUUACGAAAGGCCGAUACUGGAUGGUAUCUUACUCUUUGGUACGGUUUGGCAUCCCCACUGCUUACAUCUGUGCAAUUCUACAUCGCAAAACCUUCAGAUGGCUUCCGAGUCAAGAAUAGCCGAUUACCUCAAAUUUUUACUCCAACUGUCUAUAACAUUGCAUGGGUUUCAUGGUUGACGAUCACCAUUGCUUCUAUGGCUUACUGGGCAAUUCGUAUGGCAAGAGAAUUGUCCCAAUCGCAGAUAAUUUGCCUCAACGUUGUCAGUGCACUCGAGGAAGCCGUCAUCUCUUGGGACACUCGUGGAACCACACACACAGCUUUGAUCAAUAUUCUACACGAUCAAUCCUUGCUGGCCCGAAGAGUACAAGAAAUUGUUCAAUUAUUGCUACGCAUGCUCGAACACGUUUUGCGCAAGCGCGAUGUAGAUUCCAUGGCUGUCGGUUCUGAAUGGUCUUCCCCAAUUUGGCAAGAAUUAGAGGACGAGUUCAUUCCAUCAAAUCUUUUAGGGUUCCUGUGCAAAUCUUCUAUCCUUGUUACUCUUAGCAUCGUCUCUCAGGUCUCGGAGCUGGUGUACCAGACGCAUAGUGCAAGAGAACUCACCCAGCUAAACUGGAGGAUUGGCUCAGCCCUGAUUACUCACCUACCGGGAAUUUUCAUGACACCAGCACUCCUGGUCCAAUCGUGGAGAAUAUUAACAGAGCGUUCAGACGAAUCCAAAUAUCAGAAAGCGUCACUGUCGGUUGACAAAAAGAACAUCCCAAAGAUGACCUCCCAACUUUUGGGAUGGGAUACCACAGUUUUUUGGGGUAAGGAGAAUGAAUUUGAACUUGGAAACUUUCCUGGUCUAUGUCCAGUCGAAUCAUCACAUUCGACAAUAAGAGAAGUUGAAGAAAAUCCCAAUAAGACAACCACUCUACACAUCCCUUUCGGUGAUUUAAGUGUUAUGCGCUCAACUGUCGUGACGCACGAGGAGAUUCAAAAUUCAACUUUGAGACAAAUUCAAAACUGUCCAUACGAAUGA